Spirodela intermedia is the source of this 940-nucleotide messenger RNA. The record is from the annotation of a GenBank genome assembly. NCBI's taxonomy places the organism in Eukaryota, Viridiplantae, Streptophyta, Magnoliopsida, Alismatales, Araceae.
AUGCCGCUGAUAAUGGAGGCCCCGACGAGCAUGUUCAUGACUACGAUCUGCAGCUGGAUGGCCUCGAGCGGGGAGGCGCCUCCCAUUAUCAGCCCCGUCAUAGCCCCCGGCAGCGCUAUCAGCCCCACCGUCUUCGCGUUGUCCAGCCCCGGCGACAGCGCAAUCACCAGCGACCUCCUCACCUGUCUCUGCGUCGCCUGCCUCGGCGUCGCCCCCAGCGCCAGCGCCGUCUCCACCUAUUUAACACAGAUAUAUUUAUAUAUAUAUAUCGAUAGAGAGAAAGAGCUAGAUUGAUUGAUAGAUAGAUUGAUAGGGAGAGAGAGUGCUAGAUUGAUUGACAGAGAGAGAGACAGUGCUAGAUUGAUUGAUAGAGAGGGUUAGAGGAACGACUUGGUGAGGGAGGCACAGUCGGGGAGAAUGUGAUACGCCCGGUUGGGUCGGUGUGAUGUAUUUCAGGCUUAGGUAGAUGGUUAUGGCAAGAAGUAAAUCCGGGUUCUAUGAGCAUGAAUCUCAUAUAAUUACUACUGUGUUGGACCGUACAUAUAAGUCAACGAUUCCCCGCUGGGCACCAUAUCUCUGUUAUCUAAUGCAAGAAACCCAAAAGUCAACUUCAUUUCUGGGCUUCAUUUUUUUUGAGAAAAGAGCUAAAAGGAAAGGGGUGUGAACUGCGGUUUAGUCAACCCAUGGAUCGCAGAAAGGGAAGUGAAUGGGUGAACGUACCAGGCUCUUCUGGAUCUUGAGAUCCUCUCGGAGCUUCUUAAUGGUGACCCCGGUGACAGUCAUCGCGUUGCCGACCAUCAUGCCGGCGACGGGGAUGAUAUACCGCGGAGUGAAGGGGAAGACCUUCAGCGCGACGAGCAGGAACAUGGUGAUGGCGGUCCCCAUCAGAAUGGAGGCGCCGGCAAUGAUCUUCCCGCGCGGGACGUGUUUCGCCCGUUGA